Molecule: messenger RNA, 2527 nt
Organism: Oreochromis aureus
Lineage: Eukaryota; Metazoa; Chordata; Actinopteri; Cichliformes; Cichlidae
Product: protocadherin gamma-C5-like
Exons: 1
Coding region: 41-2527 (828 amino acids)
Biological process (GO): homophilic cell-cell adhesion
Cellular component (GO): plasma membrane
Molecular function (GO): calcium ion binding
Source: RefSeq, a predicted model, not a curated record
UACUUAAUCGGCUGAAAAGUUGGGACUGGAGUGAAAAGAUAUGGGAUAUACUGAACGUGAAAUGAUGUGGAACAGAUUACCGACAUGGCAGGUGUUUUUGUGGUGGCAUCAUUUCUUUCUUUUGUGGACUACAAUAGACGGACAGACUCGCUACAGCAUACCAGAAGAACUGAAACAGGGCUCUGUGGUAGGAAAUAUAGCCAAAGAUUUGGGUUUGGUUGUGUCUGAACUGCAUAGGCGUAAAUUGCGGUUAACCUCGGAAGCUGGUAAGCAAUAUUUUAGUGUGGACUUGGGGAAGGGAGAACUGGUGGUCACCGAUAGAAUAGAUAGGGAGGAAAUGUGUGGGCAAAAACCAUCGUGUUUAUUGCCUCUGGAACUAGUUAUUGAUAACCCUCUACAGCUGCACAGAGUCGAAAUUGAAAUACAGGACACCAAUGAUAAUGCUCCUAGUUUUCUUACAAAAGAAAAGGUGGUAAAAAUUGCAGAGCUGGUAAAUCCAGGUGCGCGAUUUCCUUUAGAAAGUGCGCAGGAUCCCGAUGUCGGCGUUAAUUCUGUGCGUUCUUACAUGCUAACCAAAAACGACCAUUUCAAACUGACUGUUAAAACUCACAAGGACGGAAGGAAGAUCCCUGAAUUAGUGCUUGAAAAACCUCUUGAUCGAGAAAAGAUGCCUGUACAUAAUCUCAUCCUCACCGCUGUAGAUGGUGGAGAUCCGGUGCGUUCAGGGACAUCUGAAAUUACAGUUAUAGUACUUGACAUCAAUGACAAUGCUCCCCAGUUUGAAAAACAAGUGUAUGAGACUAAUGUUAGUGAGAAAGCAACACCCGGGACUGAAAUACUGCACGUUAAGGCCACGGAUGCAGACGAAGGAGUAAAUGGAGAAAUCGAAUAUAUUUUUGCAGAGCAAACAUCGGAUUUGGUUUUAUCGUUAUUUGCCAUUGAAUCUUCUACUGGCACUAUAGUUGUCAGAGGAAAUUUAGACCAUGAAACAAACUCUUUACAUAGAUUUGAUAUUACUGCCAAAGACAAAGGAAAUCCUCAAAUGGAUGGGCACUGUGGGAUCGAAAUUAAAAUACUUGACAUUAACGACAAUAAUCCUGAAAUCAUUGUUACAUCUUUAACAUCUCCUGUUCCAGAAGACUCUGCAGUCGGGACAGUUAUUGCAUUAAUAAGUGCAAAAGACCCAGAUUCUGGUGACAAUGGCAAAGUUAUGCUGACCUUAUCCCCCAAAUCCCCCUUUAAGUUAAACCCUUCCGUUUCUAACCAUUAUUCAUUAGUGACAAAUGGGCGACUUGACCGUGAAAAAAACGCCCAAUAUAGAGUUAAAAUAAGUGCUUCUGACUCAGGAAACCCCGCAUUAACAAGUGAAAAAAUAAUACUCGUUGAAUUGUCAGAUGUAAAUGACAACCCACCAGUUUUCUCCAAGCCCUCUUAUCUCAUUUAUGUAAAAGAAAACCAUCCUCCUGGGAAAAUUUUGUGCUCUGUGUCCGCAACUGAUCCUGAUGCCGGUGAAAACGCAAAGAUCUCUUACUCCAUAUUGGAUUCUAAAGUGCAGGACGUUUCUGUCUCGUCGUAUGUUUACAUUAACUCAGAUAACGGCAGCAUCUACAGCAUGCACUCGUUUGACUAUGAGAAACUGAAGGUGUUUCAGAUUCAGGUUCAGGCAAAGGAUCAGGGCUCUCCGUCUCUCAGCAGCAACGCCACUGUCCAUGUUUUUAUCCUGGACCAGAACGACAAUGCCCCCGCUGUUAUUUACCCCUCCUCCGCUGCAAUGGGCUCCCUCUCUCAUCAGAGGAUGCCCCGCUCCGCGAAAGCGGGUCACCUGGUUACCAAGGUGACGGCCGUGGACGCUGACUCGGGCCAUAACGCCUGGAUCUCCUACAGACUGGCGGAGGCCACAGACGCCUCUCUCUUUACUGUCAAUCUGUACACAGGGGAGGUGAGGACUAAACGCGCUGUGUCCGAGCAGGACGACUCCUCUCAGAGGCUUCUUAUAGAGAUCAAGGACGACGGGGAACCGAUCCAGUCCUCCACAGUCACGGUGUCCAUCAUUCUGGAGGACGGCCUCCAUGAGCCCAUCUUAGACCUCCGACAUAAAGUGGCCGAGCCCAGCAAGAAAACUGGAAGAAUCACCCUUUAUUUGAUUCUCUCUCUGGCCUCGGUGUCCGUGCUGUCUCUGGUCACUCUCCUCAUCUUAGCGGUUAAAUGCAUCAGGAACAGCAGGAGCAGCAGCACGUGCUGCAUGAGACGGACCGACUCUGAUGAUUACAAGAACCCCAACAGAAAUUUGCAGAUUCAGCUCAACACUGAUGGACCUAUAAAGUACGUGGAGGUCCUGGGAGGAGACAUGCUGUCUCAGAGUCAGUCCUUCAGGUCCUGUAUGUCCCCGAUGUCAGAGUACAGCGAUUUCACUCUGAUUAAACCCAGCAGCACCACAGACUUUAAGGAGGUGAUCAGUGUCCUGGAUGCUUCUUUACCCGACAGCACCUGGACCUUUGAGAGCCAGCAGGUGAGCAUAGAAUACUAA